This is a messenger RNA of Closterium sp. Naga37s-1, 3009 nucleotides long. Lineage: Eukaryota; Viridiplantae; Streptophyta; Zygnematophyceae; Desmidiales; Closteriaceae. The record is from the annotation of a GenBank genome assembly.
AUGAGAUAUGCCGUACGAUUGGAGGAGACGGACACGUGGCAGGAAGUCAUUGGUGGGAUUGGAGCGGAGGAGUUGCGGCACUCCAGCAAUCACUGCCACUGCCUCCUCCUCCUCCUCCUCCUCCCUGCAGCCUUUCCUCCCGUAGCUUUUCCUCUUGCCUCCCUCACCCUUCCCCGCUGCAUUCCCUGCUAUUACCCUCUCAACCCUCUCAUCCCCACCUCCCUUUUCUCCCCCUUCCACUUUCGUGAUGCUCCUCUGACCUCCUCCCCCAUCCCUCCUCUCCUCGUCCUUCACUCCUUGGGGAUUCUCGAGCCUAGGAACAUCGGAGCGCGCGCCGCCAUCAUGUGGCACGAGGCGCGGCGGUCGGAGAAGCGCGUGCACGAGAUGAUGGACGCGGCGAAGAAGCGCGCCGAGCGGCUCGCGGAUCAGCGGUCUCGGCGCGCGGGGGAUCCGACGCAGCUGCUGCGCGUGGCGGGCACAAGCUCCGCCUGCCUGCACGACUCCGCCGUCUACCAGUCCGCGCAGGACCUCUCCGGCCUCAUUCCAUGGAACAACAGAGGGGACACACUCAUAGACAGGUAUGACGGGCGAGCCAUGCUGGAUUGCAUUCGGGAGUAUGAUCCGCACAGGCAUGGGGCGAGGGAGUUGACAGAGCAGCAAGAGGAGGAGGAGCGAUACCGGGAUCUCGUGCGAUUGGGCUGGCAUGCAAAGUCAGAGGAGGAGGGAUUGCAGCAGGUGGAGCGAGAGAUGGAGGCUAGAGCCCACGCUCAGCUCAAGGCCAACAGGCCAAAACUGCCUGCUGCUGCAGCAGCAUCCGCAGCAACACCAGCAGCAGGCAAGGGGGCUUAUGCUAACAUGCCAUUUUCGUAUGGUAGCAAUGACAUUAACGCAGGUGACUGUAACGAGGACGAGGAGGAAGAGGAUGAGGAGGACAAGGAGGAGGAAGAGGAGGGGGAUGGGGGUGAGGUGGGAGACGUGGAGGAAUACGGGUGGAUGUCUCCCAGUGGGCGGCAGCGUUUGGCAGACAUGGCGGAGCGGUUCGGCAUAGAGGAAUACGGGCGGCACUGCCUUGGAGAAAGAGAAGAGGCUCGCCCUUCACGCAAGGAGAGGAAGAAGCUUGCUCGGCAGGGGAAGGAAGGGGGAGCGCAGGGGAAGGGGGAGGGGAAGAAGCAGCAGGGGAAAGGGAAGGGAUGGAAGCAGCAGGGGUUGGUGCGGGUUGGGGGCCACACAGAGGGGCAGAGGGGGCACGAUGACAGAGGGAGGGACAGAGAGAGAGAAAGAGAUUGGGAUAGGGAUAGGGAGAGGAGAAGGGAAGGGGACAGGGAGCAGGAGAGGAGUAGGGAGAGGGAUAGGGGCAGGGGGGAAGAAGCAGGGGGAAGGGGGUCAAGAGGGGAUGGGGAGAAGGAGGGCGGGAUAGAGUUUAUCACUCAGUUUGGGGGGGGUGUGGGUGAGGAUGAGGGCUUUGGCAGGGAGAAGGAGAGGAGGAGAGGAGGGGAGGAGGAGAGGAGGAGAGGGGAGGAGGAGAGGAGGAGAGGGUACGGUGGAGAGCGGUUUGAGAAGGGUUCAAGUGGUGGAGAUUUCUUGGUUGGCUGCCCUUCACCUGCCUCUUCUAAGCAGUCCCCAGCUGUCAGCCGUCGCUUGCUUGCGCCAUCCUCACUACCUCGAGUGGCGGGGGCAGCAGGCAAGGGAGCAGAGGGAGGGGCGAAGGAGACCCCUCAGGAGAGGCUGAAGCGGCUGAUGGCAAAGCAGCUCAACAAACACAGUAGAUUGGUGAAGAAGGACACAGCAGCAGAGAAAGCGAAGAAGGAGGAGCAGGAGAGGUUGAAGCGAGCUAAGCUGGAGGAAACCCGGCGUGCUACUGCUAGGGAGGUGCAGUUGAUCCCUAAGGAAAACGACACCUCCAGCCUCAUUCAGGACCUGCACAACACUCUUCAGUUCGUGCAGGAUCAGCUCAAGAAGCAGGAGAAAAGCAUCUCUGUGCUUCAGACCCAGUACAGGGAGAUCCGGCGUGGAAACCUCUACCAGCCUGCUCCUGCAGCAGAGCGAGUCGCCAACGCCGCUAACAGCCGUGCUGCACCUGCUGAUACACCUCCUUCUGUUCCUCCUCCUACUGGAGCACGUGCUGAGCCUCCUACUGCAGCAGCAACUGCCUUUGGCUCCUGCCCUUCGGCCCUGCCUCGUUUUGUCCAUGGCAAGACCGACGUCGAGACUUGGCUCUCCAUUGCGGAGGACUUUAUGUCCAUCCACAAUGUGCGUAGCGAGGCUCGUGUGGUCGCUGCAACCCUUGCCCUGGACGACACUGCGAGCAAGUUGGUGUAUGCCAACAAGCGCCACGCAGAGGCUAAUGGCCAUCCUUUUGGCUGGGAGGAGUUCAAAGCUGCCAUGCUGGCGGCAUUCCUGAGUCAGCCCCCGGCGCUCGAGGUGCGUAGCCGCCUGGAGAACAUCCAGUGCGGUGACCAGCCUGUAUGCGAGUACGCCAAGGAGUUUGAGAAAACUCUGUCGCUGCUGAAGACUGCUCUUCCUGAGAGCGAGGUCAUCCACCAGUUCUUCAAGGGUCUCCCUGAGCACAUCAAGCGUGUGCAUGUUGUGCGCGGGGAGCACCAGUGGAGGACCUACAAGGAGUGCAAGGAGCAGGUCAUUGACACGGAUGUGAAUUUCCGUGCGUACAUGACUCACGCCCGUGCUCAGCAGCAGCCUAGUGCCGAAGGCCCUAGGGGGGGUGGUAACAGGACUCAGGCACACAGGGGCAGUGGCUCUUGGAAGAGGCCCUAUCAGCAGAAGGAGGAAUCCUCUGGGACUCAGUCCAAGAGGGCCCAUGCUGGGCCUGCCAAGGAUCCUCAGGAUGAGGAUAAGCCCCCGGCAGGCUGCCGCAUCUGUGGCAAGCUCGGGCACAAGUCCUAUCACUGCCGUUGGAGGAAGUCCGUCAAGAACUCCGGCAAGCCCAACCAGGGCAAGAAGCCGGAUGGUUCUGGCCCUUCGGGCCCGAAGGAUUUUCCGAAGUCCAACUAG